CUUACUAUGCUUGUACGAAGGAGGCGGACUGAACCGGGGUUCAGGGUGAUCUUAAUUGUGGCCAAACACUGGCACACAAGGGUUCAUGUGGCUUUCUGGGCUGAUGAUGCCCAUCUCAAGAUCGUUUUUCGCACACUACUGCGCGUAUUUUUACCUUACAGCCUAUCGCAGAUACUUUGAUAGCCGCAAUAAUGGUUGUUCAUUCGCGUCGCAAUCGAACCACAUUCCCAGGGUGCGAACUAUCUUCGGAUCAAGCGGGUCUGAAUCGACCUUUCCGGGGCGGACAGAGCAAUACUGGGAAUCCUGGUCGGAUUCGCGAUUCAUACUGGCACAAUCAUAUCGUAAGCUGUCUCGUGUUCAUAAGUACCUUUAGAUGGGAUUCAAAAUUUCUUUCUCAAUUUUAUUCGAGGUGGAGUAGUACUUUUGACCCUCUUUGAUGGGGUAAAUGACAAACCGUC
Cantharellus anzutake is the source of this 458-nucleotide messenger RNA. RefSeq lists its product as uncharacterized. The transcript has a single exon. The record is from RefSeq and is a predicted model, not a curated record. NCBI's taxonomy places the organism in Eukaryota, Fungi, Basidiomycota, Agaricomycetes, Cantharellales, Hydnaceae. The coding region runs from base 86 to 373 and encodes 95 amino acids.